AUGGAGCAGGAAGAGCCAGUGAUCCAGCAGGAAUUAGCAGGCAGAAUCACUCUUUACUCCAUGGCAGGAUGUCUUCAUUGUCAUCAUGCAAAGGAUCACCUGAUUAAUAUGGGUCUCCCAUUCAUUGAAGUUAAUGUAGUGAAGAAUCCUGUGAUACACCAACAGAUUAUAGACCUCACUGGGCGCCUUACUGUACCACAAAUCUACUUUAACAACAUCCACGUCGGAGGAAAUGAAGAUCUUCAGAAGUUGUCACAAGAAGAGCUUGACAAGCUGAUUGAUCUAGUUAAAAAUGAACCUGUACCUGCUGAUGCACCACCAAUCCCAGAAUCAGAAAUUGUUGAAGAAGGGAUACGGAAGGAAGAAUCAGUAAGUAAAAUAGAUGAAUAUGCAGAUCUGAUCAUGGACUUCAAGGAAAGUGGCAUUAUUGGCAGCAACUGGAUAUGUCUCAGACUGUACCAGAACACCUUUACUGGGAAAAAGUUAGUGAAUUGGCUGGUUGACAACAAAAAAAUUGCUUCUAGACAUUCCGAAAUCAUGCAAGAUUUAAUUGUGAAGUUGUUCUCAGAACACAUUACAUCAGAUGGCAAGUUAGUAGAUUAUAAAUCCAUGGCUGCAAAUCCAGUUUUUGAGGAGUAUUGUCAACAUACAACACAGCUGCAGCAUCUAGAUGUUAGUGAUCUCAGUAGAAAAGAGAAACUGGCAUUCUUCAUCAACCUAUACAAUGCAUUAGUCAUUCAUGGAAAUAUUAAGAAAAGGCCACCAAAAAACGCAUGGCAAAGACAUAAAUUUUUUAAUUCGAUAAGUUACGAGAUUGGUGGAAAAGUCUUUUCGCUGAACGAUAUUCAAAAUGGUGUACUUCGUGGUAAUCGAAAAGGUCCGGCUCAAAUUAUGAAACCAUUCUCAAACAGAGAUCCACGUCUUAAGGCCGCACUGGAGGAAGUGGAACCACUUAUUCAUUUUGCAUUGAACUAUGGAGUCAUAAGCUGCCCUCCAAUCAAGGCGUACACUGCCCAGGAUGUUGACAAGCAGCUGAAGAUUUCAGCUGAAGCUUUUCUUGAUUGUGAUGAUGGCUGCCAAGUCGAUGUGUCGAGGAAGGAAGUUGGUCUCAGUCAGAUUUUCAAACGAUAUAAGAUUGAUUUUGGUGGAACAGAUGAAAAGUUGCUGAAAUGGGUGUUGGAACACCUGCAAGAGUCGCCAAAGAAGGAAGCCCUGGAAGAAAUCCUGGACCAUGGAAAAGUCAAAAUUAUUUACCUUCCAUUUGAUUGGUCAGCGAAUUCUAAAGACUGA
Messenger RNA from Pristis pectinata (smalltooth sawfish), 1290 nucleotides. RefSeq lists its product as uncharacterized. Bases 1 to 1290 code for a protein of 429 amino acids. The record is from RefSeq and is a predicted model, not a curated record. Gene Ontology annotation, molecular function: electron transfer activity. The transcript has 9 exons. NCBI's taxonomy places the organism in Eukaryota, Metazoa, Chordata, Chondrichthyes, Rhinopristiformes, Pristidae. Gene Ontology annotation, biological process: cell redox homeostasis.